Porites lobata is the source of this 29917-nucleotide messenger RNA. NCBI's taxonomy places the organism in Eukaryota, Metazoa, Cnidaria, Anthozoa, Scleractinia, Poritidae. The record is from the annotation of a GenBank genome assembly.
ACCUCUUCGGCGGCAAAACUGAAAGAAAUCAAGUGUCCAAGCGAAAGCACUGAAAGUUUAACAUGUUUAACGUCGCGAUUGACAUAAGGUAAGUACCUUGAAAUGUUUUAGAAAUGCUGUUCAAGUUCAGCUCUGUUUUGUACUUUUCUAAGUACCACGAUUCAGGACGAUUGCAAGCGGCGUACUCUUUUUCGUGUUUUCAGGGGCCAUGUCCUCUUUGAAGGUAUUUAUUUCUUCUUCUGUAUAUGGGACAAUCGACCCCGGCACUUCCUCCGUUGUCGCUUCUCCGUUUUGUUUGGUUGAACUUUGGAUUGCCAUUUUCUGGGCCGUGUUCACAGGAUUUUCUUGUUUUCUGGUUGUCGCGAGUGAAAGAGGUUUUAUGUCUCUUCGAGAAUCUGUAGUUCAGUUCAAAACAAGGAAGAACCUCCGGCUCACUUUAGAAAACGCUUUUGUUUGUUUUUAACUCUUCAAAAAGUGACAAUGAAUGGUUUUGAAAACAUUUUAAAAUGACAUUGUAGAAAACCUUUUUUGCAUGUUGUUGUGUUAGAAUUUGACGACAGUUGUUACGUAGAUGCGAAACAAUAUCGCUUAGCCUCGUUUUCAACUCGCAAUUCCACACUAAAUACCUCGCUUCGUUAACCAAUCAGAAUGCGAGAUUUUACUUAAUUAUGCGAUUCUACACGAUAUCGCAUGCACGAGAUAGCUUGAGGAACUCAUAAAUAUUUAUCAUGCGACCAGACAAGUAAGAUCGCAUUCUCUUCUCGACAUGUUUGAACAGUGUCUUUUGUUAUAAGUUGGGAUAAACAUUGCAUUGCCCAUGGGAUAAAUCUUUGCCAAUUUGGUUCCCGACUUGUAGUUUAAAAUGAACAAAAUGUCUAUUUCGAGAAAACAAAGAAAUUUUCGUAAGGCCAAAGCAACAAAGCUGUCAAUGUUAAUGCGUACUAGAGAAGGAGCAAGAACGUUUUUGCCACAGCAUGGACCGUUUUCGCCGCAUGUGGCGUCUCGGACGCGAAUUGAUCUCGUUGUAUAUAUAUACAAAAAGGAUCUGCAUUUUUUAAAUACUACUUAAAAAUACUGAUUAGGAUGGCAAGCAUGCCGCAUACUAGGGCAAAAACUGAGCUACGACACGGUAGGCCGAAUCUCUUGCAGUCUGUUAUAAACACGGCUAAACAGUUCGGGAAGUGCAAUCAUCUUUCGUCUUGAUGUGGAAGAAAAAGCAAACUAGACAAACAAGAUCGACACGUGCCAUGUGUCUUGCUUGACAUGGCCCAUUUUCAUUUGACACACCGCGUGUAGCCUGACGACACGUCACUUGCGGUGCGGAGCAGGGAGAGGUGACUGUUUUCACAGGCAUGAUUUCUCGGGUUUUUUUUCCCAUUUUUAGUCCGCCUAAGUAGAUAAAACAAAACAAGACAGUACUUUUAUUUGGAGUCUAGUAUCUAGUACAUAAACGUUGAAAUUAUUUUAAAAUUACAACAUACAGUUAUAUCAUCAAUAAUAAUAUUUUAUUAUAAUAUUUUAUUUUCAUAUAUAUUUUUAACCCACCACCUGCCACCCGCCACCCGUCACCCGUCACCCGCUACCCCUCACCUGCAACCCGCUACCCGCUACCCGUCACCCGUCACCCGCCACCCGCCACCCGCGGAAAAGUCCUGCCGAAGUGAAUAACAUUACCAAAUUGCAAAAUUAAAAUUCAAGUUCCGGCAUUCCGGGUACUGCAUUAGAUUAUGACAAAUUAUUGCCCUUCAGUUUGCGUGAAGUCAAAGCUGCUGCCGUGCGUAUUACAGAUAGAAGUUCCUUGCUAGGUUGUUUCUAUUUUACCUCACGCAGUCUUUGUAUAAAAUAAGAUGUCGGUGUCGAUGAUACAGUUGACAGAAGAAUCACCGAGCGAAGCAACCGAUUCUUUUUGUGAUGCUCAAGUUCCACCAUCUCUUAAUGACGAAGAAACUGCUUAUAAGAAGACUUGCGGAUGCAUAAAAUCGCCUCGAAAACGUCUCAUUCUUCUCGUGGUUGUGACAGCCACCUUGGCCGCUGCUUUAGGAGUUUUGCUUGGCUAUUUUCUGCCACAGCUGCUCAAGGAUUCAUGUAAUAACAAACUCUCGUCGGCUCCUGGAGAUGUCGACGACAAUUUUACAAAUGAGGUGAACACUAAAGAGCUGAAGGAGAAUCUCAGGUAGGGAAAUAUAGGGUUCGUUGGGUGCUACGAGAACACAGACCCUCGAAAGCUAAGAUCAAAAGAUCCGGACCCUAUCUCACUUUUCGUAAUAACGAAAACUAAGAACGGAAGACUAAAUUUAUAAUUUAUUUACAGCUAAAUUCGAUUAGAUAUUCAUGCCGCGUAAAUGGAAACCCUUCGAUGGUUUUAAUAGAACGCUGACUUCUUUAGAAGUCUUCCCGUCUUUCUUAUGGUACUGAGAUCAGUAAGAAAAAGUUUAAGGUUCCAAUCCUGUUGCUCUUUUCGAUAUAACGAUAAUUCGGCGGCUUAGACUUGAGCGGUCGUAAUUCGAUCGACUUGACAAUUUGACGGAUUGCAUUUUCGUGAUUACGAAAAGUAAUUCAUUCUUCUGCGCUGUGCAUUGACUGUUAUGUCUCGCCAGCAGCACCUCAAGAUCUACACUUGCUUUAGUCAGGGGGUUUCCGGGGCACAAAUAUUGACAAUCAUAAAUCUCCCUACAGUUGAAAAUGCCCUCCGGGGGUACUCAAAAAAGUUUUAACGGGGAGGCUCCGCUUAGAGGUCGAACCCCUUUCCCUCGGCUUUUAUAUAAGAUACCAUUUUUAACAGAAAAGCUAAAGGUUACCGUCGUGUAUACCAUGUAUACCUUUUCUUGACAAUUGGUUUCCCUUUCACAUACCUAGUUUGGAACUUAGCAUCACUUUUAACUGCUGUAAAUGCACCGUCUUUAAAAUAGGAACAAUCGGCUGUCGUAGUGAUUUUUUUUCUGUGGGGAGGCACUUGUCUGCUACACAGCCGUUUUUAGUGUCGUCACGCAACGCUCCUCCCCAGAAGGAGCAUUGCGUGACGACACUAAAAACGCCUGUGUAGCAGACUAGGGAGGCACAGGCUACAAUAAACCUUGUCGCCGACCAUUGCGUGACAUAUGAUCCGAGAAAAUCUAUUCUGAAAGCAAAUCUGUAGACAACCAUUUAGAGAGUUAUUUUUUGUCGGAAACCCGUUCACGAGUAUCUACGACUAUAGAGAAUUAUUGUACGGCUUGAAAACGAUAAGUUCAGCGUAACAGACAGCGAACAGCUUUAGGAGAAAACAACCCACUAUAAAUACCACGUAAUACCACGUAAUACCAUGUUUAUGGUCGACGCGAAAACACAUUGUGCCACAAGAUAAAAAUAAUUUAUACGUUUCAAGAUUCUUUCCUUGUAAUUUGUUAUGUCUCUUUAACCCCUGGGCUUCAACCUAUUAAAAAAGAAUUCGUUCGUUUUGCAAUUUGCGAUCUUGAAAAGUUAAAAGAUGGAUUUUUUUUCCAUCGGUACCGUACUUUUACGUCCAAAAAAGUAAAAAAUGCAACAGAUCUCUUUCUUUUACCGUAAUAUGAGUCUGGGUCAAAGCGCUGAUGACACGAACUCUAUACUGACCAACUUUCUCUGCGUCAAAUGUGUGAGAUUUUGUCAGGACCGGAAUUUCCGGAAACGUCCCGGCGACUUCCGAAAAUUUCCGGCGACUUUCCGAAGACUUCCGAACGUUGCCGGAAAUGUCCGCAGAUAAGACCGUUGAGCACUUAAAAGAGGACAUAUUUAGCCUGCUUUGAUGUCGUUAGAACACAAAAAGCGACACAAAGGCAUCCUUAAGCGCCUUUUUCGAUUGAAUUUUCGUUAUUUAUCAUUUGUUAAAGAACAAUUUGUCCGGAUUUGUGAGUCAGGCGUGAAAAAUUGUCCUUGAUGCGUGAGAUCAAUGUCUUUAGUCUGUAGGCGUGAGACUCACGCAUAAUGCGUGAGAGUUGGCAGGUCUAGAACUCAAAUUAAUUUUUAAAAGUGGGUUGAGUUUGAUCGUAGGGGUGAACGUAGUCCUGAAUAGGACUGUUGUUGUUUUUGACUCUGAAGAUGACUACCGCACAGGUUGUCGAAACGUCAGUCACUGUCAGCAACAACAGUCCUAUUCAGGACUACGUUCACCCGGACGAUCAAACUCAAAACUCAACCUACUUUUGAAAUGACUCCUGGGUUCAAACCUUUCACAAAUUAAUUUUUGUUCAAAAGACUGAUUUCGAAGCUCAAAAUUGCAAGGUUUAGCAGCAGAACAAUUUUUAAGAUUAGUCUUCUUUACCCUAAUCCGAAAUUUACUGUAGUUGAACAAAGACACCAGUCGCUUGAUUUUUUAAUACAAACUAAUGCUAUGCUAUCUCAACGAAUGGCAAGCGUUUUUAUGUUAAAUUAUGAUUAUAUUUAUAAAGCAAUUGAGCAGUAAACCGGCAUUCAGAGAAGAUAAGUAAACUGAGUGCUGUACACUAAUUAUGUGCUCUGAGAAAAUCACAGCUGUACAGAGGUUUUAAUAGGCAGAUACCCUGUCUCCUUCGUAGAGGCCUCUUUGUGUUGUAGGGAGGCUGGGGAGAAAGAAAAAGAGAGCGCGCGGGGCACGGUGGGAAGGGGGAAGGGCCCUCUUCCCAUCGUCCCCCGCGCGCUUUCUAUUUUUUUGAUUAUUGCUAUUUUUAUACGGAUACUCAGCGGGAGCCUCUGCGGGGCAGAGAGGGCAGAUACCUAAGAUUCGAUAAGAUGGCAGCGUUUAUGGAAAAGAAUCAUUGCUUUUACUGUGAGAAGUGACAUAUCUUACAAACAGGAAUUGGAAUACACUGAACUGAAUAUACACUGAAUAUGGCUAGUAUCGUGUAAAGGUCUAUACUUACACAUAUUUCCCCCCUGAUAAAUAUGGCAUGUAAACUGUACCGAGCCCACUACAAUGAAGCUAUAGGAACGAGCAAAUAACCCAGUUAUAGUGGUACAAUUUUAAUUUCUCUAAAAGAGAUCUUUCCUCAAAGAGAUCUGACAACUUGAUACGAAAAGAAAGCAGUUGAAAACUAUAUAUGCGAAGUUUUUCUAAUAGGGCACUAUUCGCCGAGAUUGAAAAGAAUAAUUGUACUAGUAUAUACACAUUCAAAAAUAUAUAGAAUGUCGGCGAGUCCACAGCAACAAGCCAAUGAGUGGUGCCGGAUCUCCCAGUUGUAGACCUGGAUUAGUACAAUUAAACUUGUAGAAAAACAUGAAACGGCAAACUGAUCCUUAUGCAUGGCGAUGAAAAAGUAAACAAAAGAAUAACACAAAAAAUAUAUAUUCUUUUUUUCUUUCGUUUGCUUCUUCAUCGCCUUGCCGUUUCAUAUUUUAAUACACAUUCAUCAAGCAAAAAAACUAAAUCAUCUAAAGUAAAUGGAAAAACGCUGUUUUGAAUCCUUCAAAGUCUUUUCUUGCCAGAAAGAAAGAAAAACAGAAGAUCGUUUUCUAAAAAAAUUGAAAAGACACCAAGCUCAAGCAUUAUCCACUCGCUAGGAGGUGAAUAUUGUUGAAUAGUCAACUAAUCAGCAAGAUCAAACAGCAGCAUCACUGAGUGUGCAUAUACUAAUUGUUAUAUAUUGUUCCAGGUUCUUUUCAUCCAAGCCCCACGUCGGUGGCUCGCAAAGACAGAAAGAGUUGGCCGACCACAUCGCAUCAAAAUGGCGUCAAUACGGCUUCGACGAGGUAGAAAUGCCAGAAUACCAAGUGCUUUUGUCAUUGCCACAGGAAGACCAGCCAAACACGGUUGAAGUCGUUACCAAUGGACUAGUCGACUACACAAUAACUGGACGGAUUGAAGUAAGCUUUCGAUUUUAUCAUUUGUACUAAGUCUGAGAGAAGAGCUGACAUUUCGCGACGCCAUUGCUGGUUUCCUCGUGAAAUGACCUCUGGGGAACGACCGCAGAAAUUCCAGUCUGAUGACCUGUCACUUCUCAGGUCUGAGUAGUGCUUAAUACUUCUGAUUGCAUGAAACAAACUCUUACGCAAUUUUGAAGCACUUCUCAGAUCUGGGUAGUGAAGCAUCAUCAGUACGAAAUUUCUGCGCUUGCUUCUCAAACGUCAUUUCUUGGGGAAAUUAGCAGUGGCUCUCCGCUUAGGCUAUAGUGCGUGUAAUGGUAAAUGAUAUAAUUAUUCAUUCCGUGCAUUUCUCCGUUUCUAAUUGGCUCAAAUGCCUCUGCUAAUUCCUGGUAAUCAGCUAGCGUUGACCAAAUUUUGAACACUUUUGCGAUAUUUGGAAAAUGACUUCAGUAGUAAGAGAAAUGGACGGCAACCGAGAAACCUUAGCUUGGUGACGAGGUUGCGUUGUUGUGGUAGAGCAAGACAAAAUGGCCGAAUAUUUCACGCGUUUCGAACUACUGCCUAAAAACACAGCAAGAACCAGGGGUGUAGCCAGCUUUUCGACUAGUUGUAGGCCUGGCAGACUUUCAUUUACACGUAUCCUUCAAAUUUGCACGUAUGACUAGUAGGCACUGACCUCACCAAGACUCUUAAGUUUUUUAGCUCACCCCAACAACGCAUAAUUUUUUGUUGCAAGCGGUAGAGCCGGAUCAAACCCAAAAUUUGUAGGCCCGGACCUUUAGGUCUAUGGGCUGGCUACGCCCCUGAGAACAGAAAGAAUACAAGUCGACGGAAGACAUCUGCUAUAUGAAGAAAAUUUCGGCUGCUAGUCUAAAUUGAACUUCCCAACCUACAGGGGAAAGAAACAGGAAGUUUCCUUGCUUUCUAGCAGUCGAUGUUGAAACAUCGAUCGGGUUAAGAUCCUUUUACCUUGUUUUAAACUAGCAAUCAUUUUGAAUAAAAAAUAAAACGAUCAUUGGAUUCGGCAUUCGUAUGAUCUGGAGAAUUAUGGACAUCUCGGAGGAUAUUAUCCGCCGGGGCACUUCGGCCUUGGCGAAUAAUACCGUUUUCGAUCUCUAUAAUUCCUCAUAUCAUACUCAGUAUUAUCCAAUAAUUGCUAAUACGGUUUUUCUUACUUUUACACAUAUUUUAUUCAAUGUCCUAAUAAAUUGGUCCUAAAAUUGUUUCUUCAAAAAUGUUUUUUUUUUGUUUUUUCAAACAAUGAAUGACUGUUGUGACCUUUGUAGAUCCUGAUUUUAUGGUUUUAAGAUUUCAUAUAUUUUUAUAUGUAUUGUUACGUAUUAUUAUUUAUUUUUAGAUUAGUGUGACCAAUAAAUAUUUUCUUAAUCAUUAUCAUGUAUUUUAGAUUAGUGUUCUCAAUUAGCUGUCUUAUAUUUUGUACAGCUAAAUACAUUUUACACCUUAAAUAAAGUUCUUAUGCUACGUUAUGUUAUGUUAUGUUAUGUUGUGUGAUGGUAUGUUAUAUUAUGUUCAAUCAGGUGGUCAAUUCACAGGGCACAUCAAAAAGCUCGUUUCCAUACUUUCCCUUCAUUGCAUACGCUCCUUCAGGAGUGGCUGAGGGAGAACUAGUGUUCUGCAAUCAAGGAAGUGAAUAUGAUUUUCAGACGCUAGACAGAAUGAAGAUAUCUGUCAAGAACAGGAUCGUGCUAAUCAGAGGAUACUAUACCCCGGUGAGUAAAUUUAGGUAGUGAUACUUUAUUUAUAUUUUCCCGGUGUCAGUUUUAAGAGGAUUACGGACGAGGAGAACGUAAGAGAAAUCUAAUGCUAGCCUGUGUACGGCUGCCCUCUCCCCUCAAUUUUUGUCUGAGGAGUGGGGGUGCGGCUGUACAAUGGUACCUCGAAAUAUCGAAGGGCCAAGGGACUGGAGAAAAUUGGUUCGCUGUAACGACUUUUCGUAAAUAUAUUUUUACUACUACUGAGGUAAAGAAAAUCGUUCGUUGUACCGAGGACUUCGUUAUCUAGAGGUUCAUUAUAUCGUGGUUGCACUGUGCAAAGGUAAAGACAUGCUAAAAUGAGGGUCGUCUGGCCAGAGUCUCCCAUUCCCAACCAUUAAGCCAAUCAAAAUUUCAACUUUCAGAAUAUCGGGCAGAAGAUGGUAAGAAAGACCAAGAAAGAAUGGUAUCUGAACCAUCUCGGAAAAAAAUUGCAACUGCCCUCAUUUAAUAGCAGCUAUCGUGUAUGCUGGCGCAUUCUCAGAGGCGCGUCAAUUUAAGAUCAUAGGUCAUUUACAACGGAUGGUACAUGAAACACAUGGGUUUUACAGCAAAUCAUUAAAAUAACGAAAAUAUGACACUUAAAAAAUGGCGUCCUGCUGCUAACAUUACUCAUAUAAACGCAUAUUUUAUCACAUUAUCUGAGGAAAAUGGUGGAACAAUGCUAUUGAUAGGCCUUAGAACUUGUCAGUUUUGCUUGUAAAUAGAAAGCGAUCAAGUCUUUAUCAAAGGUCAUUAUUAAACCAUGCAUGACAACACCGUCUCGUACUUUAGCAAUAUUGGCUUAUUACUGAGCUAACAUUGGUUAUUCACAAAUUAUCUUUAAAUCGUCUUUAAUAUUAAUUCUUGUUUCUCGUCCUGUCAUUUCCAUCUGAACGGUUGUGUAUCAGGAAGUGUCUUGGAAAAUGAGGCCACCAGGCCGAUUUAGAAAUAGGGUAUGAGAAUGUUUGGUCACUGUUACAUGUAUAAAAACAAUUCAGGAAUAACCAUCGAGGUUUUCCUAUAAACCUUCCAUUUCUGUUUUCCGUUUCCUACAACAUAUAUAUAUAUAUAUAUAUAUGAUGCUUGUAACGGCCAUUCACCCUGAUGAAGGCCGUUUAACAUGGCCGAAAUAUAGGUGAGAGACGAAAAACAUAUUGUUUUACUAUUCACUUGUGGUAUUGUAGUAUAUAUAUAUAAUUUGAUUUUUAUUUGAUUUUAAUUAUUUUAACAAUAUUGUAAAUUUUGACGCGUAAGCCGCUUCCACAUUUCCCAUAAUGCACCUUGUUUGUCCCCCAAAAUUUUGCAUAAGCAUUGUUUUCAGUUUCUCUUGGGGCGGCUGUAAAUACCCAGGAGAAAAGGUUAUGGUUAUGCAAAAUUUGGGGGGCAAUUAAGGUGCAUUAUGGGAAAUUUGGAAUUGAUGUAUAGGUCAAUUUAAAAUGUUUAAACCUUGCAUUACUAUUGAUUUAUUUUUUUAAUCUAUUUUCCUAAAAGUAAUUGUUGUUGUAAAGCGCCAUUGGACAGCAAUGGAAAUGGCGCUAUAGAGGUAAAUGUUAUUAUUAUUAUCGUCUCUAUUAUCACAGUCUUUGCUGGUGUUCUUUUUGUGCAUCAGCCGGGCGCAAACCAUGCACCUAGAGCGUCAGUCACUCAAGUCAAUCAUUCUGUUCAUACACUGAGCACCUUUCUGAGGAUUCGUGCAGAUCCCAGCAUGCAGAUCUUUUGAAUCUCUGUCAUAUUAGCUCUUUCUGAUACUUUCUUGAUGUUUUCUACCAUACCCUUCUUCACUGUACCAAGCGCACCAACAACCACAGGGAUCACUACGGUUUUCAUAUGCCACAUUCUCUGUAUUUCUAGUUCUAGGUCUUUGUACUUGCAUUUUUUUUCAGUUUCCUUCAGUGCGAUGUUUCUAUGUGAUGGAACAGUCAUAUCAAUAAGUUUGCAGGUGGAAUUCACUGAAUCUUUAACGAUGGUAUCUGGUCUGUUCGCUGUUAUAGUUCUAUCAGUAUUGACUGGCAUGUCCCACAUGAUGGUGAUGUUGUUAUCUUUAUUGUGUAUCACGGUCUCUGGUUCGUGUUCGCACCAUUUGUCUGUAAUCUCUAUAUCAUGAUCUUUACAUAUGUUCCAAUGGAGAUAUGCUGCAGCAUUAUUGUGCCUGGAGAUGUACUCUGUUUUGGCUAAUACCUCACAUCCAGAUACAAUAUGGUCCACUGUCUCUUCAUGUUGCGAACACAAUCUGCAUUUGCUCUCCACUUGCUGGCCACAUAUUACUUUCUGGUAGUUUCUGGUGUUUAUUGCCUGGUCUUGAGCUGCAACAAGUAGUCCCUCUGUUUCUCCUUUCAAAUUACUUGACAACCAUUUGUUGGUGGUGACUGUGUCUACAUGAGGCUUCUCUAGGAUCUUUGGAUACUGGCCAUGCAAUGCUUUGUUUUUCCACUUUUCUUCUUUCAUUGACUUCAUCCUGGACUUAAACUUAUUAUUAUUAUUAUUAUUAUUAUUAAAUUCAGUAUAAUGCUAAACAAACUAUGGUUCUUUUUCUGUCAUUUAUAAUUAUCAGGUGACCGCCGCCGAACGUCGAGGAGCUAUUGGGGCCCUUUUGUACGUGGAUCCUGCCUUGGUUGCCCCUGAGGGACAUGAGAGCCAGGAAACUUAUCCCAACAAAGCCUGGAUGUCGAAAGACGCAGUUUUUUCUAAGGCCCUGUAUGCUCAUUUUGGAGACCCACUAACACCUUAUUUUCCAUCGAUUCCAGGGAUGUAUAGAAGGCCUAAAAAUCAAUCUGGUUUUCCAACUAUUCCUGUUCAACCAAUCUCGUAUGAAGACGCCUUGAACCUGUUAAGUCGUCUUAAGGGUGAGUUUUUGACCAUAUUUUUCUGUCAUUUAGUAUUUCUUGUAAACCAAACAAACGUGUAUUAAUUCAUACCAGCUAAAGUUAACACGAAAAGCAAUAAAUUUUUUAUGUCAGCCUUAGGACAGCUAGACAAAGCAGAGGACGUAUAACCUAACCUUAAUAGUUUGGUGUAAAUUUCAUAAAUGGCUUUAACAUGCUUAGAUUAAAGGGAUUUUUAUAACACAUUAUGCAUGCUAUACCAAGAAUAGGCCCAAAUUAGGCUACACCCACCAAUGACAAACACCUUAUUUAUUUUUAAGAACCUGAGUAGCCUAAUUUUCCGGAUAGCACCAAUUUUUAUAAGAACCUUCUUAGCCAAGCUUAGAAAAACUUGGAGUCUUAUACAGGGGUUUUUGCUGUAGUAGUGGUAGGAGUAGCAGCAGCACUGAGUAGUAGAGGUAGUAGUAGUAGUACGUAGCAGUAGCAGUAGUAGCGGUGGCAGUUUCAGCCGUAGCAGUAGCAGUAGCAGCAGCAGCAGCAGCAGCAACUGUAGUAGCAGUAGCAGCAGCUGUAGCAGUAGCAGUAGUAACAGCAGCAGUAGCAGUAGCAAUAUCAGUAGUAGUGGCAGUAGCAGUCAGCAGCAGAAGCAGCACCAGCAGUAGGAGCCGUAGCAGUAGCAGUAGCAGCAGCAACGGCAGUAGGAGCCGUGGCAGUAGCAGUAGCAGCAGCAGCAGCAGUAGCAGUAGAGGUAGCCGUAGCAACAGCAGCAUCAGCAGAAGAAGCAUAGCCUUAGGAAUGACUGUAGCAGUAGUAGUAGUCGAAGUCGCAGACAUAGGGUGUCUGAAAACUUGAUUGACGAGGUAAAAUUCGAUUGUUUUAUGUUGCGACCAAAUUAAUCAUUGAACUCGGUUUCGGCAUAAUAGCGAGAAUUAUGAAAAUGAAACAAACCUCAGGUUUGAAAGUUCUCAUUAAAAACGUCAUCUGUUAAUUGUUAUUUAGUAUCGAUUCCUUAUGAUUACCCUAGGACAUGAGGUACCGCCCAGCUGGCGUGGAGAUCUCAAGGUCACCUACAGGUUCGGCCCUGGUUUUACCAACGCCAACACUAUUGUCCGACUACGCGUUAAUAACAAACUUAUUGUUAAAUCGAUAAUCAACGUUAUCGGGACCAUCAAUGGUCGUGAAGAACCCGACCGCUAUGUUCUGGUCGGGAAUCAUCGCGACGCGGAGUUUUUCGGGGCGGUUGAUGCGUCCAGUGGAUCUGCAGUUCUUAUGGAAAUAUCACGAAUCCUUGGAAAACUAAAAAAUCAAGGCUGGCGACCACGAAGAACGGUCAAACUGUGCAGCUGGGGUGCAGAAGAGUUUGGUUUGAUAGGGUCGGUAGAAUGGGUGCAGGAGAACGCGAAGCUGCUAUCCAAGCGCGCUGUUGUUUAUUUAAAUACUGACGUGGCAGUCGGGGGAGACUAUGUUGUGGUUGCACAGACCUGUCCAGUGAUGGAGAAAGCGGUUUUUCGCAGGGCCAAAAAGGUUACAGAUCCCAACAAGAAGAGUGUAUAUGACACCAUGGUCAGUAGGAUGCCUUCAUCCGUUGAUCACCCUGAUGAACCUGCUCCGGUACCGUUCUUGUACUUCAGCGAUUACUUAUCAUUUUACAUGAUCCUUGGAAUUCCUUCUGUCGACUUUAGUUAUUUUGAUGGUUUUAAGGACAGUUACAGGCUCUACCCGGUUUAUCAUACUCAAGAAGAUAGUUUUCUGUGGAUGACAACCUUCGCCGACCCAAAAUUCGAGUACCACGCUACCAUGACAAAGCUUGUGGGAGGCAUGCUCUUGGAUUUUAGCGAAGCAUAUGUUUUACCUUUAGAUGUGGUGCGUUUUUCCAGAGCCUUAAACAGGACAUUUGAAUAUCUAGAGAAAACGUCAGACUUCGGGAACAUUUCGACAUAUUUUGUCCGCAGAGCUAUCGACGAAUUUGUUAACGCGAGCGAAUUUUUUCAAGAUUCUAAAGACAAACUAACAGGAAAGGAAAGUGCAUUGAUUUUGAGGGCAGUUAAUGAUCAGCUUGUCCAGGUGGAGAAAGCAUUCAUCUCGCCUUUGUUGAAAUCAGGUGAUCCAAUAUACAGACACAUUUUUUCCAGAAACAGUAUUUAUAGAUCAUUUCCUGGAGUGAGAAGAGCUCUGACGAAUGCGAGGACCACAAGAGAUUUUUCCGAAGUUCAUCGACAGUUGUCUUUGGUUCAGGAAGCCAUUUUGUCUGCAGCUGACAUAAUUAAACCAAUAGUGUGUAAACAGUGAUGUUACAACGUCUUAAGAAAUAGUCUUUGGUGCCUUGAGCAGUGAGCUUCCACUGAAAAAUGGGAAAUUAUUCUAUGAAACAGAUGACUGUAUGUACAAAUUGCAUCUGUUGAAACCCCUUCGCUAACUACAUUGUUGAAGGCCCUUGCUUUGAAUGUUUCUUAGUCGUGCAAUAUCAAUUACACCUCUGCCCCCUCGGGACUAACUACAGUUGUCUGUAUCCUUAAGUCUUAGAUAUAAGAUCUCACUACUAACUUGCACACAUAACUACUUUUAGUAAAAUCCAACUAGUGGUCUAUUAUCAAUACUGCGCUCCGAUUGGUUGAGCUACUACUAAGCUAUAUGUUAUAGCCCACUAGUAGCGAAAAGCGCGCGCUUUUUGGCGGCAAAAAAGGAUUAAAGUCAAGCUUUAACUAGCUAAACUUUUUUUAUUCUCGAUAUUUUUGACCAACUAACUGGAUUUUACUAAACCGAUUAUUCCUCUCGCCCUUAAGGCUUCUGAGUCAAUAGCCCAUUCGGCCUUCGGCCUCAUGGGCUAUUGACUCAGAGGCCAUUCGGGCUCGAGGAAUAAUUGUUACAUAUUACAUGGUUCGACACAUCAGUAAUCUCUAUCUUUGUCUGAGUACAACUUCUAUUGCGUAGAGCAAGCAGAAAUAAGGAAGGGUCAGCGUGUCGAUCAUGAGGUGGCGCUGAAUUGCUGCUGUUGAAAUCAGCUUGCACGUUGAUGUUGUGGACUCGUUGAGUAUAUACUCGUAAAUUAAAAUACUCCUUAAGGACAUUUCCUGAUUAGUGCUUUUUUAAUAGUAGGCUGUACAAGGAGGGAGCGUGGCUGAGUGGUUUGAGCGCCGGACUUGCAUUUCGGUGACCCCGAUUUUGUCUUGUCCCGAACGCUUGCUGUACUUGUUCUCGGUUAUCCCGAGUUUAAAUCCUUGGCCAUGCUUGUAAAUAACCAGCUAGUCCCCCCCCCCCCCCCCACACUGGCCAGUUGGGAUUAUUGACCCUCUAAAGUUUAAUUUAAAUUAUUUGUUUCAGCAUUUGCUCGGCCCCCACUAGCGUUAGAGGUAUAAAUACUAUACCCGGGAUAAAUAAAGGAUUAUUAUUAUCAUUACAUAUAGCCUUUAUUAGAAAUUGUUCCAUAGUAGGCAUGGUUGAAUAUUUAUAUGAAACUGCGCAGUAUAAAAUAUUAGAUGACUGAUAACCUUAAACAAAUCAGCCACUAAAAGGCCCGCAUGUAGGUGUGCUUUACGUAAGUUUCUUUUUUUCAACAAUGGCAUACUUUUACAAGAAGCCAGAUGAUCUCGAGAGCAACUAAGAAUAAACAACUCGAUUAAAUUGUCAGCAUAGAAAACUUCAGCGGAAUUGGCAAGUGUAAUUUUGUAGCCAGCGCCACAGAAGACACUGAACUCUUCGUCUGCGAAAAAGCGCCGAAAUCCUUGUAUUCUAAGCCCCCGCCUGUGUGUCAGGAUUUGUAUGCGCCAUGAUUGGCCUGUUAAAAAGCCCAUCUUCGAUUUGCCAAUCAAGAUAAAAUAAAACUCACUUCCGUUAAUUCAGACGUUGCUAUAACCGCUAAUUAACUCCAAAUUGCUUGCAAAUCCAAAUCCAUGCGAUGAUAUUCCGCUCCAUUUAGGACCAGAGCUAUUUUUGAAUGCAAUACCGAUUCCACAUCCGGUAGGUGGAUUGUGCACCGGCUUGCCUCUUGAUCCUGUUAAUCCUGUUUUAAAUUACAGUCGAACCUCCGGCCACAACGGCCACCUCGGAGACAGAAGGAAGUGGCCGUAGUGGAGAGGUGGCCGUUAUGGGGAGGUAUAGAGGUAUUAUAUGACAAUUUUUUGGGGGAGUACAAUAUGUUUUUUGUCUUAAGUUCACGCGUACUGUAUCCCAUAACCAGGGUAAUCCAAUCAUAUAUUAAUGCAUAGAGAUAAAAUACAUCAAAAGCUUCAAUAAUGUUUUGAAUCAAAAUGUUAACGUAAUAACAAAACGAGUGAGGUUCGCAACAUUCGCUGAAAGUAUAGUAGACAAUUUUUGCUUAACUGCAGCAGUAUAAAUGAAACAAAAUCAAAAUACGAUUGCCGCGAUUGAUCAUAAACGUGCCAUAAGGAUCAAUUCGUGACUAUUCUUGGCUUUUCCAUCUGUCGCCGAAAAAAAAAAACUGGCCGUUGUCCAGAGGUUAUUUAUUGCCGCGAUUGAUCAUAAACGUGCCAUAAAGAUCAAUUCGUGACCAUUCUUGAAUUUUCCAUCUGUCGCCGAAAAAAAAAAAACUGGCCGUCGUCGAGAGGUUAUUUAUUGCCGAGAUUGAUCAUAAACGUGCCAUUAAGAUCAAUUCGUGACCAUUCUUGACUUUUCCAUCUGUCGCCGAAAAAAAAAAAAACUGGCCGUUGUCGAGAGGUUAUUUUGGCAGUUGGGGACCUGCGUUAGCGGCCGUUGUAGAGAGGUGGUGGUUGUGGAGAGGUCGCCGUUGUGGAGAGGUGACCGUCGUAGAGAGGUGGCCGUUCUUGAGAGGUGGCCGUUGUAGAGAGGUGACCGUUGUAGAGAGGUGACCGUUGUAGUGAGGUGGCCGUUGUAGAGAGGUGACCGUUGUAGAGAGGUGACCGUUGUAGUGAGGUGGCCGUUGUAGAGAGGUGUCCGUUGUGGAGAGGUGGCCGUUGUAGAGAGGUGGCCGUUGUAGAGAGGUGGCCGCUGUAGAGAGGUGACCGUUGUAGUGAGGUGGCCUUUGUAGAAGAGGUGACCGUUGUAGAGAGGUGGCCGUUAGAGGAGGUUCGACUGUACGUAACUGAAGCAAAAAACAGACCCCGGUUAUUCUCUCGCGCCGGUUAUAAUUAACUUAAGGGAUAAACGUCUCAUUAGUAUCUCUCUGCUGGCUAUGGGGGAAACAGACAAACAAUCAGCGACGAAGAAUCUGGUUUUUAUAAGAAAAAAAACGGGUUUCGUAAAUUUGCACGGAGGACUGGAUCUUCAAAAGGAUUGUUGCCUAUAAUUCAACAACUGUGUGAGAGCAGCCGUGAGAGCAGUCGAAGGUCCAUUUAUCACCAUGCCUUGUAAGCAAUUGCACCAAUCAUCAGGAAAAACACUGAACAAAAUCUCAACUGAAAACACUAUUAUAGUAGAAGUCUCUAUCAGCGAACUAUGCCAAAUCGUGCAGGCAUUUUGGGAGGCCGUUCGCUUCAAGCUAGAACGUCUUUAUUUAAUUACAAUUACAGUAGAAUUUAAAACAUCUCCUUGGAGAUGCUUGGUUUUCAUGUAAUUUCAGAUCUGUUUGUCAUGAAAGCCAUGAUGGGCCCUUUAUAACAAAUUCAAUUGAAGAUUCUUGAAAAGAUUACCCUUGAGCAUUGCCUUUCCAACCGCAGGUCAACCCCGUGCAUGCACGUAGUAAGUAAUUUAGUGUUUAAGUAGACUCUUCACUUUUGGAUCUCUGAGGACAUCAAGGACCCAUUAAAGGCUGUUCUUUAGUCGUUAAUGGCCUGCCGGCUAUGAUUUGUAACACGAAAUUUCCAUGAAACAUAAGCGAAACUUCAAAAUUCAAAGUGUGAGCUUAAUCCAAUGUGUCAAUUUUUCUCUCUGUUGUUGCUGUUGAUCCACGUAAGCAACAGUUAAAAGACAAGAUUCUGGAGGUAAAACAAACAUUUCGUCGUUGGCAUAAAUAUUUUCUAAAACAGACUGUUAAAAGUACCAUUUAACGAAUUAAGCACAAGUGUUUAACUUAAAGUUUUCAAAUUUCCCGACUGGAUAAAUGCCACAUAACAUCUCCGCAAAAAGCAUUGAGACUGAACCCACUGAGAUAGUAUCACGUAAGAAGACUGGCUCAGAGAUCUUAUUUGAACUGGGCACACGAUAUGAUUUGGUUCACAGACGUAAACUAAGAGGCCACAAUUUUUGUUCGUCUCCAUAAAUGACCUAUGGGGUUAAAAUCUCGUCUUUGCUCUAAAUUCGUGUAAUCAGUUGUAAUUAUACCAAUGUCGUUCCAUUCAUCGACGAGAAUCUGUCAGUAGGGCUCAGUGUAGCUAUUAUGUUUAAGUAAAAUGACACUCUUUUGUCUGGAAUAUUCGAAGUUUAAAACUUUAUAAUGUAAAUCUUAGAUGUGAACAUAUGACUAAGAGAUAAAGUAUUCUUGGAAGGGUUUUAUUGACACAAGCUUGUUUUUUCUGUUUUAUUUCUAAUUUGUUUCUCCCUGCUGGUACAAAAGAGGGCCUGUCAGUCAAUCCCCCACUUGACAUAUUUGUCAUUUUUUUAAGCCAGAAUAACAAGAACCUAUGCCAGUAGUUCUUUGGGGGCAAACGACACAUCUUUUCACAAAGCAUAUUUCAAACGCCAUCGUGUUAUGUUAAGUGAUAAAAAGCUAAUGCAAGGCUUCAGAUUCUAUCAGUAAGAUCUUCUGUGUAAAGAGGAAGGACGAUGGCCUAAGUACGAGGCGACUUAAACUGAUCUUCAAUCAAUCACCAAAGCUCCUUAAAGUGUUUGAUGACUGAUUAAUGGUGUGUUACUGGACCUCCCACAUUACCAAGAGACACGCGACGCGGCAAAUGCCGACAGACGUCAUGCGUCAGCACAUUGAUUCUUAAGGAACAAAGAGGUCAGUUUAUAAAGUUUAAGUGCCCUGCGUCAUUUGCGUAAAGAGAUUUAAUUUAUAACACUAGUUAUUCAAAGAGGCAACGCUAACAAAGUCUUCAAGAAGUUAUGUCACAAACCCAAGACUCAGUCAUUGGCAGAUGCAAAAAAAUCUACGAAAUAAUUUAGGCCGAUUUAAUACUUCGUGCUUCUUGCGUGCAGAACGUAACUGAUCAAAUUGUGUGCUAGAGAACCAGGUACAGAAGAACGACAUAAACAUGACUCCACUGAUUCAGACGUCGUGCUAGAGUAGACCUUAAAAGUGUACGUUUUAAGUAUCAAGUCAGCGGUAAUGAAACAAUAAUCACUAAUCCCGAAAAAAGUACGUUUUAAUGCACUUAGUUCUACACUUCAUGGGAACCUUGUUUGAGUCACUGCUGUGCAAGAGUACAGACAGAACUUAUCGACAUUUAUUGCCCUGCUGAACUGAAUUCAAAACUUUGAUACCUCGUACUUCUGUCGUGCUUUUCUCGACAGCAGAGGCACCACGUAUGAACUGCAGUGUUACCAUUCAAAUAAAACGUUAGUGUUUUCAUAGUAUUAUUUAUAGAAAAUCGGAUUUUUAGAUUUUUGCUUUCUGCGUUCGAAUGUUUUCAGUAUAAACCUGGACAAAUGUUUAGGUAUACUUUGUAUCGCAUGUCAUUAAUUGCACUUCUGUUGUUCGCUCUGAAAACUCUAAAAGAGUCUUCUUAUUACGAAAUUAACUCUUUUCAGUAAUUACCAAGUAGCAUGAAAUCUUUCAUUUUUUUAUUAACAACUCAGGUGUUAUACAACUCAAUUUAGAAGGAAUUCGUCUUCUACAGAUUUGCCCUCAGUCUUUAUUUAACAGCUUAACAGCUUUAUAUUUUUCUCUUUCUUGGGAUUGUUUUUCUUUGGCUUCAACAAUAACUUUUCAUUAGUUCUUCCUCUUUGUUCUGGGGCCCGGGGGUGAAGAGGUGGUUGGACAGUCUGCAAACAAGACAAGUCGCCCUUGACAGCUGUAGCUUGUCAAAAUAUUUCCCCAGUUGUAUUUUGUUCUUGUCACUUAAUUGUUAGUAAAAAGUCCCGUAAAACUUGUAAAUUGUAACACACUUAAAAUCUCACAGUACAAAACACUUGAACAAUGAUGAAACUCUCCAGUCAUUUGAAACGCCUUCCUACUUUAAAAUGUGCUUUAAAUAAACCCACCUUUAAUUGCCGAUUUAAUAAAUCCCCUAGGCAAUGACAUUAUUUGGUAUCAUAUUUGCUUUGCUUUGCUAUUCACCGCUUUAAGUACGAUUACGUAUGCUUGACGUCUUCUUGACUAUCUACCCCUCAAGAGCUCUUCUGUCAAGGCAAUAGGCGUAGUGUGUGCUACCGUACAUACUUAUUAGCAGCAACUGCGCAAGAUGGAGCUGACAAGCUCAAAAUUGCGACUUGCUUCAUCUGUAUCAUCCCAAGAGACCAUAUUCAAAAGCUCGUCCCGCUGUGGCACCUGUGGAAAACGUCAUUUUGUAAUAUUGUUGGUUGUAUUUUUGGGUCUUGUUGCCGUCGCUGCUGGUGGUUUCCUCAUCGGCUACUUUGUCAUAGGAAACAAAGCGAAAGCAAACCGUGAAUGUGCGGGCGGUGAAACAAAUCGGACUGGAAAUCAGAGCGAAACAGAGAAGUUAACAGUGGGCGAAGUAUUCAGCAAGUUUGAGAAGGAAGUAGACACAGAUCAGCUAAGAGAAAAUUUGAGGUAGGCAGUCUUAUUUGCGUUGUCGAAAAAAUGCAUAUCAAAUCUGAGAACAAAAACUUCAAUUCUCUUCACCAAAGCACCUAAUUAACACCUUAGUGUAGAAGAUGUGCAAAUGCAGAAUUUAUCAUCUUUGCUUAAGGCUCAACUCUGUUUGGAUACUUUUGCAUCAUAUUUGUUCUCAGCAAAAUUUGUAUCAACUCCAUGAGUUUUUUUGCGCAAUGUCACUUGCUGAUAACUUUUAACCGUCUUUGUAUAUACUUAAAGCAAUAGCCAGCAAUGGCCUUUUUUUCUCUUUAGCUGGUUCGCUGACCAGCAUGUCAUUACGCAAAUGCCAUCCUCUCUUGGGAUCCAGUCGGCUUCACUUAUGUACAGUAUUAAAUCAACAUUUUUCAACAUUUACAAGAUACUUUGUCGCUGGAUGAAUCUAGUCAAGUGGUCCGGCGGAACAGCGAUAUCGCCGUUGCCGCUCAUUAGUCUACGCUGUGUAAGGUGAUUCUAAAGUUUGGCAGAUUCUAAAUUUGUUGAUUAAAACUUACCGAAUAGCGUACGUAAAUAGUAGCCAAUGAACAGACGUAAGUUUCUCUGUAUUGGCAUGGCAAGGUGUUUCUAACUUUCAAGUCUUUGAACAAAAUCCUAUAAAGUGUGCCCAUGUCAGUUAAAAUUACAGAACGUGGCUUUCCUAUAUUGACGUUCCUAAGCUGCUUCUAUUUAUGCCAUAGUAGGUGGUUCAAGAUUUUUGAAAUCUAAAGUCGGCUACUGAGAAUUACUUCCCUGAGGUGCUGUUUAUUGUGUUGUAUAAAAUUAAUUAGGUCUGAUCAAAAUGUCUUCAACCAUGAAAUAUUUGCUUAUAUGCAAUUCGUAAAAGCAAUCAAAGACACAUUAGGUGUUGAUAAGCAAAUAAUUUCCCAACUAAGUGUUUGUCCCGCUUCACACGGAAAAGUAUUCCGCGACUGAUAAGCCACUGGGCACGGUUGCCAAGGUGUCAUUCCUUUAAGUCGCGAUUCCCUUAGUAUAGCCCUCUCACGUAUAGGUUACACAUGGCAAGACAAAACCCAUAGUCUUACCAUUUGACAUUAAACCUAUUUGGCAGAACGAUUGUAUAGUGCUAUUUUUUUCUCCGUGUCUUUUAACACGUAAUUUGAUUUUUGGGGGGUUAUUUUUUUCCUUCCGCUUCUUUUGGGAGUAAAAGGAUUUAUCGAUGAGAACAAAGAGAUCACCCCACCUCUUGUUGGCUACACGUUGAUCAGCUUUAUGAUAGGACAAGUUGAAACUACGCUGUAGGCUUCCGUGAGAACAAUUGUGACAUUCGCCUAGAGAUUCGCGCCGACUUAGCAAAAGUUUGUCAGAUCUUGUUGGGAAACAUUUUGUUGUAAAUUAUAAGGAAAUAAGGGGAAAAAACAUAGUUUACAUAACAAAAACAACAAGUUAAUCCGCAAUAACGCUUCAUUUGGCACGGGAUACAGGGAUUAUAAAUUAAAGGUCAGCUUUAAAUGAAAGAAUAUGGUGACAUUUUUUUUUCCUGAAAGCCAGGUGUUAAUUUCGUUGAAAUAAAUUGUGCAUUUACUCUGAUGUUCACUUUUCAAUUUUUUCUUCAACGUGACUUUCCAUUUUCAUCAGUAGAAAACUGACUAUAACAUUUCUAAAGUAAAACAGUUGGUUCUUAUAUCCGAUUAGCGUGAUUAUGAUUUAAAUAAAUGUAACCAUACUUUUAGCAAUUCGUGGAAUGCGUUUACUUCGGAGGCCAUGUUGAAUUUUGCAUGGGUCUGGUUUGGAAAGGGGUCUUGCUUCUCCAAUGAUCCGAUCGUUCGGAGUAUGAUGAAGUGUCGAGUCCUAGACCCUCUGCCUGCCAUAUUUUGAGAGAACUGAGCGGCGCCGAAGUUUUCUCGGUUCCAGACCUCCCACCAGCUGACCAAGAAAUUCAAGAUGGCUGCCAAAGAAAACACAUUCCAUCCGUGGACAAAGUAAGUACGUAGUCGUUAUUCUCUUGUGAUAGACGAUAAAGUAACCGGAUUUGAAACUCCCUUGGGACGAAAUACCGAAAAGGAAAAAUGUUAGAGAAGCAGCAAGAUAUUGAAGCUCACUCAGUAUCAGUAAAGUCGAUAGGAACUCAGCUGAUAAGGUUUCAGUAAAGCUAAGAGGAGGCCGAGAAAUAAAGUGAACUCUUUAAUUCCCUGGCUAAUUCUCCAUAGCCAGUGAGCUGGCCUCUUUUCGGAGCAGUCAUUUUAUAAACAUUCUAGAAAUAAAGAUAUCAAACAACUGUAUAAAAUAUCUGCAAAAAUGAUUCAAUAGAGAUUUUGUAUUCCACAUGUGAAAGUAGGGAAGAUUUGCAUUCGUAUUUAAGUCUGAAAAUUAACGAUUAAAAGACAUUUUACCAUCUCUGUAAGUGAUCCGGAUUGUUCAGUGAAGAAGGCGCUGACUAAAUUUAGAACACAGUUUUUGAGUCAACGAUUGUAUACUGUCAAUGAGGCAGAAAUCAGAUGGCUGGCUUGAAUUGGUGUUUUGAAAGUACAGUAACCUGUUCAGCUUGACAUUUGUGAAACUAAGAAAAAGGGACCUUCCAAACAGCGUUUUCCCGUAAAUUUGAGGAGAGCCCGGUUUUUUGAACUCGGUAUUUGCUAGCAAGACAAGUUUUGCCCAGAAAUCGAAGCUAAUUUAUGAAAAACAAAAACAAAAACUCGGAACAAACAAAAAAGAAACAAAAUCAAAAAACGAAAAAAAAAAAAAAAAGAGCGCGUUAACAGAAGCAAAUAAAACUCUACAAUUCCUCUCAAGUUGAAGGGUAAUUUAAACGUUUGACCAUUCUAUUUCAACCGUUGAUGCAAACCAUGAGUUUCAAAGUUUAAAAAUUCAGUAAAAAUCUAACUUUUGCUCAAGUACUUAACAAAUACAUUCCGUGCAUGUUGUCAUGUUUCUUUUCAGUAAUGGAUCAGUAAUAGAGUUUGAAAGUGGUGACGUCAUAAAAAUUAAAUUUCUGAAGUUAAGGGAUUUGUCAGAAUAUUCUGAUAGAACAACAUCUAAAUGGUCUACUAGCCAAAAACUAGGAUUUCGAGGCAAAUUGUCUCUGAAAUACUAGCCCUGUUUUGCUCUGAUGAAUCCACAAAUGUCCCUCUAAAUUUGCUUCGGUUCAUGAGGGGCGAGGCCGGUUAAAUUAAGUAGGAUUUGCAUAGAAUCAUCAGUAACUGUGUGCUGUGCCAAGGGAGAAUGAGCUAAGAUCAUUCUCUCUUGCAAUUGGCUGUGCUAAAUAAAUAUUUCCGUAUUAAAUACUUGCUCAAAGCAGAAUAACCGAGUAAAGAUUUUCACACUGAGUUUGGCUCCGAAGCGACAACAACGUUUUGAAGAUUUGUUGCGGUUAAGGCAUUUCUAAAUCGUUAAGAGCAAUCGGCUCUUCGUCUCGGUUUCUUCAUUUUCUUACUUGUAAAUAGCUUCUGAAAUAAUCCGAAAAAUCACGAAAACACUUAAAUUUUGCGAUUGUAAUUAUUGAUUGUAUAUUGAUGGCAAUAUACAAUCGUAUCGAUGGUGGUAUAUUGCGGCCAUCUUACAAUUUUGGUCGGUGUCACCCGGUUCAGCAGAAUUACCUGGGAGCAUAAAGCCAAUUGGAAGCGACGAAAUAUCUUCAAUGAAAAAUUAUUAUAAUACACUGCCGAGUACGUCUGACGUUAUCAAUAGUUUCAUUUUACUCAACAUCAAUUAAAGAUUGAAUAUAGUAAAUCCUGGUUCUCAUGCAUAUGCCGCCGAUGCACCUGCGACAUGGCCGCCGGUACUGCCUGGGAUACUGUUCCGAUAUGAGAACGGAAGUGGCCGGCAACAUUGGUCAUCCCAGUCUUUAUCGCCUGCAUGCCUGCGAAGUUGACUCGAGUUCAACUUCGAAUUCGCAGCCAUGCCGGCGGUAAAGCUCUGCGAUAGCUCUAGUUGCCGGCGGCGCAUGUUCUCAUUCGUCCGUUCACACGGUACCGGCGGCUACGUUGCAGAUACAUCGGCGGCAUAUGAGAACCAGGCUUAACUGUGGAUCCAGUCUUCAAGAGACGUAAAGGAAGCAAGUAAAGUUAACCGGUACUCAACGCUAUUCCCCAAUUGACUCGCCUGAGAACAUAUUGGAUGUUCUAGUUAUCUUAAUAAGGUUUUUUUUGUACCUAUAAUGUUGCAGAAUAUUUUCCAGCGAGAUUCAUCUGGCUGGUUCGGAAAGAUCACGGCAGAUGGCAGAUAUGUUAGCACAGGAUUGGCAGCAGUAUGGGUUUGACGAAGUAGAGAUGCCCGCCUACAAAGUGCUGUUGUCGUAUCCGGAGAAGGACAAACCAAAUAUGAUAUCAGUCGUGGAUAGCAAUGGAACCGUGGUGAAAAAUUUUACCGAGCAGUUAAAGGUGACAUAUGAUCUCUGUACUCUUUAUGUGUUUCACUAUAUGGCAGGCAUCUGGCAGGUGAAGGAAAGCUGCUAUGGAAAAACUUGCAUGUGGCACUAGUCAGUGUGUAAUUUGAUUCUUAUGUCGUGAUUAGCAUAAUACUAAAUCUAGACCCACUAUUGUUUCCGAAAUAACUCUUCACGUGACGCUAAGCUAGAGAGGCACAUCUUAUUACAAAGAUAGAGCCCUCGAACUUUCUGGCUUAAACGAACAUCACGAAAUGUAUUUUGCAUUACUUUCUUUUAGUCUUACUGUUAUUAUGGUCAUGAUUACUAAAGCUCUGCGAAAUUAUCGACAUGUAUUAUUUCGAAGUUUAAGCACUGUAUUUAGUAACAUCCUAUACCUGAAGAAAGCUUGUUCGGGUAGCCGAAAUAAGCGUAAAAACUUAAUACAUAUGCGUUUUGUGAACAAUGCUACAGUAUUUUUCUUUUAAAUAUUAUAUUUGAAUUAUCCAGUUUUCUUAUAGACUGAAACAUCAUCAGUGAACUGAACGUGAUUCUUCAUAAACAUAAAAUAAAAUAUUUCCUUUAUCUGUCCUGUAACAUUUCUUGUCAGGAUCCCUUGGGCUCCUCUUUUUGCAAUGUGAAACAACACUAAGAACCCUUUUCUAAAUAUUUUUAAUGUUACACUCAUGCGAUCAAUACAAUAAGUCCUUAUUAUUAGACCAAACUGAGGCCCGACGAAAAAUUUUAUUUUUUGGAGACCGUCCCCGUUCCCCUUAUCUAAGGGUCUGGAUGGCCGCCCCCACCCCCCGCCUUAUGUCGAGGUCUGGAUCCGGCACUGAACCAACCUAUAAAUGGCGUUCCCAAACGUUACGGCGAUUUUCUGACAGAAUAUUGUGUAGGUCAACGUUGUCCUGUUCCACAGGAUUCCACAGAUAAGGAGUUGCGUUCUCCUGUGGUCCAAUGCAAUAAUAAUUACAAUUAUUAACGUGCACUUUUUUAUUCUGGUUACCACGUAGGUGUCAUCUGGGCCUGGAGCCAGAAACACGUCUCUGUUCGCACCAUAUACGGCUUAUUCCAUGAAUGGCACAGCUGAAGGAAAACUUGUUUACAUCAACCGGGGAACUGGAAAGGAUUUCGAAGAGCUUGAAAAACACAACAUCACCGUAAAUGGGAGUAUUCUUAUAGGCAGGAAUGGCUUAAACUUUUACCUAACCGUAAGUGACUUAACUUUUCAAGAAACAGACAAAAAUAUGUCAGAUAUGUAAUAUUCUCCAAAUUGUGAUGCUUUAGUAGCUGCUGAAAAAGAAGCAGAACAACAAAAAGAAAACGGGGAAGCCUUAACGUAAAAUGUAAAGGUAUAAAGCAAUUGCACUGCACGUACAUGUACUCAUUUGCUCUACCAAUUGAGCUAUGGAGCCGUCUCUGGCAAUAAGGCUUUAAUAUAUAUAAGGCCCACAAAACAGUAUCUGGGAAAUGGUACGUCAUUGUCUUUCUUCACACAGUAAUUUUGAGGGAGUUAUAAUAACUCCUCUAGUGGGGACUAAUUUAACUCCUUACAGUGGAGUUAUUUUUUGGGGAGUUAUUUUAACUCCAAAAAGGAGUUUAAAGAACUCUUUUUCAGGAGUAAAAGGUGACCCCAGAUAUUGAGGAGUUAAAAUAACCCCCAAAAAGGAGUUAUUUACCUAAAAUCUUUACUCCACUUUCAGAGUUAAAUUAACUCCAAAAAGAGUAAAAACAACCCAUGUAAGGAGUAAAAGUAACCCCAUUUCGGAGUGGUUUUCACUCCAGACUGGGAGUAAAAAGAACUCUUUUUCAGGAGUAAAAAUGAUCCCAAAUUCGGAGUUAAAUUAGGAGUUAAAAUAAUCCCAAAAAAGGGGUUAUCCUGUACCUAAAAUGUUUACUCCAUUUUUGGAGUUAUAACGACUCCCUAAAAAUGACAGUGCAGUCUAUUUACGCGUAAGAAAUCAUUUAAACAUGAACUGUUUUCCUGGCCAAAAACUUUGAGACUUACUUUAGAGUUUCUUACACAAACAUACCCCUAUAAGUUUUGCACAGCUUUAACAGCUAACAACAUUCAAGGAUGUGAAGUGUGGGGUAGAAAACCAAUUUUCGACCGAAUUUUGGAGCGUAUCUGACGUCGAUUACUGGCUAAAAAGAUCAUGAAAGUGUCCCUUUACUUUUCAGUCAAAAUUGAAACCUAAUCAACGAACAGGUUUGGGUUCUAGCCCUGGCUGGUUGUGUCGCUGUGUUGUGUUUCUUGGGCAAUGCUAGCCUGCGUAGCAUGGCGGUUUUGGUUGGGCGCGCUAAGUAAUAAAGGCGGGCGAGGGCACAGAAACCGCGAGGAGAUUGUUCUCGCGCGCUUCGCGCGCGAAUUUCGCGGCUUCGCCGCUCGUGCGGCCGGCUCUACAAAACCGCCAUGCUACGCAGACUAGGGCAAUGCACUUCAUUCACAUUUAUUACCAAUUUCCACUCAGGUGUGUAACUGGGUGCCAGCGAAUUUAAUGUUGGAGGUAAACCUGAUAUGGACUGACAUCCCAUUCAGGGAUAGCUUGUUCCAGGCGUUCAAACAGAAAAACGUGGGCGAACAAAUUGACGAGGGGAGACCGCCCCAAUCUCCCCUCGUUUCACCCAUCGUCUACCUUUUGCGUUCGCUGCGAACAAUUUUUAACUCGCUCCACACCAACUAAACGCGUGGAUCAGGCUACUGCAGGGGAAAGUAGAAAUAUUCUUACUCACUUCCUGCUACACACACCAGAUAAAGCUUGACCUUUUUGAGCCACUUGGCUCGAACGUAGACUUUAACUUAACCUUUGAUUGCGUUACGGCAAUUUCUUUCAUCUGAACGCUUAAUUAAUAUAUAAGUUCAUCUUUUUUCUGUUUUUUUUUUCCUAUCUCCUUAGCCUGAUUUCCAUUUAAAUAGUCUUUCUUUAAAUCCAUUAUUAGGCUUUUCUGGCUGAAAAGAAGGGUGCAAAAGGAAUGCUUAUGUACCUAGACCCAAACGAAUACGCUAGGGAAGGCUUUGGAGAAAAUUCAACAUACCCACACACCCCGUGGCUUGAUCCUGACGCAGUGGUACUUGCAGGGAUUUCCCACAAACUCGGAGAUCCCUUAACUGACGGAUUACCUUCUUUAGACGGAAUCUACAGGAAAUCAGUGAGGGAGACCUUGUCGUUUAUUCCUCGUAUUCUUCUACAACCCAUUUCUUAUGGCACUGCUCGUUCUCUCUUGGAACAGACUGGAGGUAAACGUUUUUUGUCUUUUCAGUGCACUUUUCAUAUUUUUUCGUAUUCCUAAGAAUAUGCUAACCCGAAUUUAUAAAUAUUGAUUAAUUGCUACACACACAAACACACCCACCGAAAUUCAGCGGAAGUUAGUAACGGAGAGUUGUCAUAUCAGGGCCCGCGCAGGGGGAGGGGCUGGGGGCAAGGCCCCCCCUACUUUUUGGGAAAAAAAUAAGAAAUAUACAUUUUCAAAUAAGAGGAAUCUUUGAUGGAGUACGAAUAUUCGACUGGCGGACCUCGCUGAAGCAUCCAAAUUUAUGAUUGGUCCGUUUCGAACCUAUAUCAUAAGAUGAGCCCAAGAGAGAAUGAGGUACGGUAAGCCUCAAAACGACUAUCUCUACAAAACUGCACUUAGUCGAAGACUUGUGCGUUUUCAUCAGCCAGGUGAUGUAGUGUAUGCACAAAUUCCAUGGAGUCUCUUUUGUCAAUGUUCUUAAACCUCCACGGAGCCACGAUUUCUUAAAACAAAUUGCACUCGAUGAUAUGGUAGAUAACAUGAAGAAGUUUUAGCAAUUACCGCAGCAGAGCAUGAUAUUGAUAAAUCAGUGAAAAUUUUCCCCGAUCUGCAAGCUUCUGAUGGUAAAUCCUGCAACCAUUGCAGCAGGAAAAGGUCCUUUUCGGCAGCUCGUAAGUUAAAAACAAGCCUCCGUUCAGCAAUGACCAAUGAAAGGUUCUAAACAAAGCCGCAAGGAGAAAACGGACAAACUUUUGAAGUAAAUGAAGUACGCAAAAAUCAUGAUGCUGCUGUACAUGGCUACAUUUUUUUUGCUACUAACUCCUUUCUCGUUUGUUAAACUAUUUUAAAAAAACGAUUGAUGAGUUGUAACUGUAUUAAAAACUAUUGAGUCGACACCAGGACAACCAUUUUUAAAGUCUACAACCCCACAACCCCCCUCCCUCCAAUUACAUUUCAAAAGAGGUGAAUCGGCGCCCGUACUUUGAAAACUGCUCCGCGGGCCCUGCAUAUGGGUGAGGCUACGUAGUUUAAAUGAAUUGAUAAUCAUCAAAAUAAUUAUCAUCAUCAUCAUCAUCAUUAUUUCAUUAUUAUUAUUGUUAUUGUUCAUUCGGUGCAAUUGUUGUAGGACUUUAAACAGCUCUUGGACGAAGUUAGGAAAAUAUCGUGAUUUGCCAUGAGAGAGUAAAUCAUUUAUUUGUGAACCGACUUCAACUAGCAACUACAGAUUUAGCACUAGGUUUGCUUGUUUGUUUGUUUGUUUUUUUUUUCUGUUUAUUUUUUUUCAAGUUAUUUAUAUUAGUCAUUCAUUCAGAUUGACUGUUAUAGAGAAAUAUCCGUAGCCAAUCUGUAGAUCACCUACGUGAUCUCUAAACCAACAACAACUUCGCAAAAAAUCCUUUUUUGAAAAUGGUUUUACUGUUGCAGAAGACAGCAUACUCCCUGAUUGGUUUAAGGACCUCAACGCAACCUUCAACUUUGACCAAUCUAACCAACAAAGGAGAAAUCGGACAAUAAAACUGAGUAUUCACAACACUCUGAAACAGACGACGAUCUAUAACGUUAUCGGAACGAUUACUGGUAGAGAGGAACCGGACCGCUACGUUUUCCUGGGAAAUCACCGUGAUUCCUGGGUUUACGGAGCUGCGGAUGCGACAACUGGAAUGUCCGUCCUGAAAGAAACAGGCCGAGUCUUAGGCAGGCUAGUCAAGGAAGGAGGCUGGAGGCCACGAAGGACCAUAAAACUGUGCAGCUUUGGGGGCGAAGAAUUCGGUUUGAUUGGCUCCGUUGAAUGGAUGGAUGAAAACAGUUUGAUUUUCAAGGACCGCGGCGUUGCGUACCUAAAUACCGACGUUCCAGUGCAAGGGAAAUAUAGCCUCCUUGCGCAAACAGAUCCACUGCUGGCUGAUCUUAUUUAUAAGUGGACAAAAAAAGUUAAGGUGCCAGGGGAUGAUGAAAACUACGAAUCCAUGUUUGACGUAAUGCUAAAGCGAGGACCAACUCCUUUAGUCCCAGGCGAGCCGCAAGUCCCACCUUUCAAGUUCAUGAGUGAUUACAUACCCUUUUAUUUCAUGGCUGGUAUACCAUCGGCGGAUUUCAGUUAUUUCUAUAAUUAUAGUACCAGUAGCGGAUGGCAGCUUUAUCCGUCUUAUCAUACACAAGAGGACACGUUCUACUGGAUUGAAAAAUUCGCAGAUCCCAAGUUUGAAAUCCACCGUGCCAUGACCUUACUAAUGGGGGGAAUGUUGAUAGAUUUAGCUGAUUCCCAGCUUAUCCCUUUAAACGUAUCACGACUGAAGAACUCCCUGCAUGAAGCGUACGAUAAACUUAUUAAAAUCCAAACUGCAGUUAUGAACAAAACACUUGUUCAAGAAGGGGUUGCUGCUGUAAACAGGUCACUCGUUGAAUUCUCCAGGCAAUGCGACCUGUUUGCCAGAGCUCUUAGUGAGGCCAAAAGCUCAGAAAAUGUUCACUCUUUGACACUGCGGUUGCUUAACAACCAGUUGAACCAGCUGGGGAAGGCUUUCAUCCACCCUCGAAUGAAAAGCAUGUAUUCUGUCGUAUUUCAACAUGUUGCUCACUCUGGCAACUUUGCUGGCGUCGAUUCAACGGCAAAGAAAAAAACUAAUGAUACAGCUGAAGUUGAGGAGCAACUGUCUAUUGUUUCACUAGCGAUAUCUACUGCAGCCAAGGUUUUAAAACCCACUAAAAUCCGCCCACUGUAAUUCAAGAAGAUCUGUUUCAGCCUUAAAAAUGGGGCUGUUUCGGUGAGUAAAAUACUGUCCCAUUUUUGGGUGUAAUUUGGCUCCCUUAAUCAGGGCGAAUGCAGUCCAGUUACCUAGGGCUGAUUUUGGAUCCAAGGGGUGAAAUGGGCCCCAGCAUGGGGUGGAAUGGCCUUUUGAUGGGGCUGUUUUGGUCUAAUUUGUGCUCAAAUGACUCAGGAGCGCUGAAUCAGACUUUGGCCUUCAGGACUGAAUUGGCACUCCGGGGGCUGAAACAGAUCUUUUUAAUUUUCAGUGCACAAGCGACUUGCUUCUAUAAGUUGCAGCUUCAUUGUUCCACCUUCUAAUUUAACCGUUGACCGAAUACUGCAAAAACGAACAAAGUGUAAGAGGCUGGUUGAUUCAAAGUUUAAGAAGACAACUUUAACCCUUUCGUUUGGAUUCGUUAAAUUUUUAACCGCAUAAAUAAUAUUUGGGAAUUAUUUUUCCGCGCCUUCCCCUUCGCCCGUCUCGCACUCCAGGCCCGCUUCGUGCUUUCCUUCGCUCGCCUAGAAAACCCAAACAAGUAAACAUACGUUUACAAUUGAAGACAUAAAGAAAUUUCAAGCGUGGCUAACUAUAUAGUAGUGGAUUAGACACAGAAUUAACCUUUUCCAUGC